Penicillium daleae is the source of this 897-nucleotide messenger RNA. Its product is annotated as CE1 family esterase. Gene Ontology annotation, molecular function: feruloyl esterase activity; serine-type peptidase activity. The transcript is spliced from 2 exons. The record is from RefSeq and is a predicted model, not a curated record. Gene Ontology annotation, biological process: proteolysis. The coding region runs from base 1 to 897 and encodes 298 amino acids. NCBI's taxonomy places the organism in Eukaryota, Fungi, Ascomycota, Eurotiomycetes, Eurotiales, Aspergillaceae.
AUGGAUCUACUCCUGACAUACCUAUUAUUCAAGGUGGUGGCACUGGCUGGAACGGUGCAACCCAGUGUGAAGCUGGUGCAUGCUGCAGUUAUCAAAAUCCUUGGUACUCUCAAUGCCUCCCAGGAAACUGCAUGCCUCUCCCCGGGAUGCGGUAAGUCUCUGACGUUGAACAGCGGAACGUAUACAGCAACUGUGAAUGGCGUCCAACGCCAGUAUAUCCUGGCACUUCCUCAAGGAUAUGACCGCAGCCGACCCUACAAACUCAUCUUUGGCUACCACUGGCUGGGUGGGACGAUGCAGGAUGUUGCCGGUGGAUCCUACUACGGGGUACAGCCGCUGGCUACCAAUGGGGCCAUUUUCGUCGCUCCACAGGGACUGAACAAUGGUUGGGCCAACACGGGUGAUGACGAUAUCGCCUUCACUGACCAGAUGCUGGAAACGCUCCAAGCGGACCUUUGCAUCGAUGAAACCCAAAUAUAUUCAAUGGGAUGGAGUUACGGUGGAUCAAUGUCUUACGCGCUUGCCUGCGCUCGUCCUGACGUCUUCCGGGGGGUUGCCAUCAUGUCUGGGGCAAAUCUCAGUGGGUGUAGCCCUGGCACACAGCCGGUGGGGUACUAUGCGCAGCAUGGAGUUUCUGACUCGGUUCUCCCUAUCGCGCUGGGACGUCAGAUUCGAGACACUUUCGUGACCGAUAAUCACUGUACGGCGCAGAACACCCCAGAGCCUGCGGCGGGAAGUGGAACGCAUAUCAAAACCGUAUAUUCCGGGUGCUCAACCGGUCAUCCGGUAUGGUGGAUUGCAUUUGACGGUCCACACGAGCCCUUGGCGACUGAUGUGGGCGCAAGCGCCUCAUGGACUCCAGGCCAGAUAUGGAGUUUUAUCUCGCAAUUUGAUUAG